CUUCAAUAAUCCACAGCAGCGGAAAUUGAAAAACGGACCAUUGUAAACAAACUUGAACUGAGCAUAAUAUGGAUGUUUGUAUCAAAAUCUUUUGAGACAAAUUAUACCAUUGUUUAAUCAUCUAAUUUUAAUAUAUAAUAUGUCUCGGAUUGUGAAAAUUUUUAAAGCCUUCCGUAAUCAUCCCAAAAAAACUAUUUUAUUCUCUGCUCUUGCUGCUUAUGGCAUUAAUUAUGCCAAAUCAAAGUAUGAGGAAGAGCAGUUGCUAGCAGCCUACUGCAAAGAAGCAUCUUGGUAUGGAGAUCAACCAUUGCCUUAUUCUGCCAAUCAUCGCCACAUCACAGUUCUUCUAAAUCCGGCAGCUGCAGGAGGAAAAUGUAAAGCUCAAUUCGACAAGUAUUGUGCACCUCUGCUGCACUUGGCUGGCCUGAAAGUUGCUAUUGUGCGCACUGAACACCAAGGUCAAGCCAGGGAUCUCAUGGCCAUCAUGGAAAAGACAGAUGGCGUUGUACUUGCUGGUGGUGAUGGAACUUUGUCCGAAGCUUUAACUGGAUUGCUGCGACGUACAGACGACGCUGCCUCCCGUCUCCCUCUUUCAAUCCUUCCGCUCGGCGCGUGCAGUGUGGCUGGUAAGGCAGUGUGGGGCCUCUCUGAGCAGCCCCAGCCUCGUGACCUUCUGGAGGCAACAAUGGCCGUCGUGAGGGAGGUCCUCUCACCUAUGGACGUUAUGGAAGUCCUGCCCCUUACUUCUGCAGACGAGAAUCCUGCUAAACCCAUCUUCGCAUGCAUGCUGGAGUGGGGCGCUUACAGAGACGCCUGGGAGCGACGAGACAAGUAUUGGUACUGGGCAACGCUCAGGAGAUAUGUCACGUAUCUCUUCUCUUCUUAUAAAGACUUGAACUGGGACUGCAGCUGCAGCGUCUUGUACACGCUGCCAUGCGCCGGAUGCUCUCGUUGCGCCGGGCCGGCCUCGUCACCGCAAGACGUGAAGGAGAAAAAUAUUGGCCGCAGCAAGCGCUGGUAUCACUACCUUCUGCCUAGUAUGGGCAACGUUAACUUGGGACACGAGAAACCUGACACAUCGCUACCACACACGCGACCCACUGAAGACAGAAGUGGCGUGAUCAACCCCGAGUGUGGCGAGGUGCACGAGGAGACCGUGGGGCGCGUGUGCGAUGUGCGCGUCGCCACGCGGAACUCGCCCGCCGCCAGCCACCUCCUGCCUCAUCAGCUGCUCUUCCGCACCGGAGCUACCGACACCUCCACGACUGAGUUCAUCAGCGAAGGCUGGCGUCGUACAAGCAGCGGUGCGGCCACCCACGCGCGGGAGCAGCUCGUCGGCUCCAUCACCAUCCGUCCUACAGGGGAGCUCAAAAACAACCAGGGCGACGAGCGCGAGUUCUACGUCGACGGCGAGAGCUACGAAGUGCGGCCGGUCACCGUGCGCGUGAGACCGCGCGCCGUGUCCAUUUUUGCGCCUCCACGACCUGCGUAGUUACGGGACGUUAUUUUGCUGCUAUUGGUAUUGAAGAACUCAAUUAUAUAUCUUCAAAUUGUUCGGUGAAAGCAGAUAAAACAGGUUUAAGCUGAGAUUUUUAAUGGUUGGAGCUGCGUGGAGUUAAACAUGAUGGUUAAGUUUUAGCUUAACUUGAACUUCUGUGAAUCAUCAUUAGAAUUUUGAGGUACCUUUUUGAUAAAAUAUCGCCUAUAGGAUCAAAUCGAAUAAUUCAAUGAAUUGCCACCGCUAUUUUUUUUGGCUCAUGUAUUUCUUGUUAAUUUGUCCUUUCUUUAAACUUCAUUUAAUGUCAAUAAUUAUUAAUUUCAACUACUACUGUGACAUUCAUCUUUUUUUUUAUCCUGCUUGAAUUAUUUUGUUAUUUCGUUCAUUCUGUUAAGAAAUUUGUAUACCACAUUCAUUCUCUAUAUGUACAUUUAUUUUAUUAUUUAAACCUCUCUUAAAUUUCGUGCCAUUAGCAAGACUUUUCGAAAAGAAUCUGGAUUUAGAAAUAGAUUUGUCCAUUACAGUUGU
This is a messenger RNA of Hyalella azteca, 2026 nucleotides long. RefSeq names its product acylglycerol kinase, mitochondrial (gene Mulk). Gene Ontology annotation, molecular function: ceramide kinase activity; ATP-dependent diacylglycerol kinase activity; acylglycerol kinase activity. The record is from RefSeq and is a predicted model, not a curated record. Gene Ontology annotation, biological process: ceramide biosynthetic process; protein insertion into mitochondrial inner membrane. The coding region runs from base 140 to 1492 and encodes 450 amino acids. NCBI's taxonomy places the organism in Eukaryota, Metazoa, Arthropoda, Malacostraca, Amphipoda, Hyalellidae. The transcript is spliced from 9 exons. Gene Ontology annotation, cellular component: mitochondrion; TIM22 mitochondrial import inner membrane insertion complex.